GUUCCACUGCUCGCUCGAGCCUCCACGGAUCGGCAGCCGGGGCAGCGCAGAGAGGCGGGGACAGGCGACAGCCGCUCCUCCGGGGGCCGGCCCAAGCAGGGGUCUCGGUGCCUGGGAGGCAGCAAGGGUCGCUCCGGGCCCAGUGCCCCCGGCGCCCCGUCCGGGUCCCAGCUAGGGCGGGGCGCGCCCAGCGUUUCCGGGAGGAGCGGCCCGGGCGCACGGCAGGUGCGGCGGCGCAGUUCGCAGCACCUGAAGGCCAACUGAGGCCCUCUGCUCCCAUGGCCAGCCCUGGAAAGCCUGGGGCUGAUGAGGACCAGGAGGAGGAGGGGGAACUCGAGGGGGGCUCUGCAGGUCCAUGGGCUACAAUGCUGGAGCAGGCCCAGGAGCUGUUUCUGCUGUGUGACAAGGAGGCCAAGGGUUUUAUCACCAGGCACGACCUGCAGGGUCUCCAGAGCGACCUGCCCCUCACACCAGAGCAGCUGGAGGCCGUGUUUGAAAGUCUGGACCAGGCUCACACUGGCUUUCUCACUGCCCGGGAGUUCUGUCUGGGCCUGGGGAUGUUUGUGGGGGUGGAGUCGGCCCAGGGAGCGAUCCCCCGCAGGACUCCCGAGGAGACCUUUGAGUCGGGCUGGGGCUGGCUCGACGUGCAGGACACGGGGGCCUCUCUGGAUGAGGAGGAGGAGGAAGAGGAGGAGCGAUUCCACACUGUGUUGGAGCAACUGGGGGUGGCCCCGGUCCUGGGCGAGCAGCGGGCUGUGAGGACGCUCUGGGCCCGGCUGCAGCGCGAGCGCCCCGACUUGCUGAGCUCUUUCGAGGAUGUUCUGAUACGCGCGUCAGCCUGCCUGGAGGAGGCGGCCCGGGAGCGCGACGGCCUGGAGCAGGCGCUGCGGAGGCGCGAGAGCGAGCACGAGAGGGAGGUGCGCGCUCUGUACGAGGAGACGGAGCAGCUUCGCGAGCAGAGCCGGCGCCAGCCGAGUCAGAACUUCGCCCGCGGGGAGCGGAGAAGCCGCCUGGAGCUGGAGCUGCAGAGCCGCGAGCAGGACCUGGAACGCGCGGGCUUGCGGCAGCGGGAGUUAGAACAGCAGCUGCAGGCCCGGGCUGCGGAGCACCUGGAGGCGCAGGCCCAGAACUCCCAGCUGUGGCGGGCGAACGAGGCGCUGCGAACGCAGCUGGAGGGGGCGCAGGAGCAGAUCCGCAGGCUGGAGAGCGAAGCGCGAGGCCGCCAGGAGCAAACCCAAAGAGAGGUGGUCGCCGUCUCCAGGAACAUGCAGAAAGAGAAAGACAGCCUGCUACGGCAACUGGAGCUGCUCAGGGAACUGAACACACGGCUGCGGGAUGACAGGGACGCCUGCGAGGCCAGGCAGGUGGGUGGCAGCCGCAGGAAGGCUCUGACAACUGCCCACCUGCCUGGGCCCACCUGCUGCUGCUGCUGCUGCUGCUGGCCUCGGCCCCACAGACGCGGCUCUGGCCACCUUCCCAGUACCCGGUGACCAGCUCCGAGUGACUCACAGAGCAUCAGCUAGAAGCUGCUCUUCUGGGAGGCUUGUCAUGGGUAGGGGGUGCCCACUCAGGAUGCGGGCUCUCCCCAGAGGGCCCCAGGCUCACCUGACUGAAGAACUGAAGACAUGAAGGACCUAGCCUGGGAGUGGUCAGGGUCCAGGGAGUGGUCAGGGUCCCGUGUGCCCUCUGCCAGUCUUCGCUCUGUCCCCGAUCAACCCCAACUCAGUUCAGCAGAAAACCCCCCUCCUCAAAUAAAACCUACUGACUGC
Messenger RNA from Rhinopithecus roxellana (golden snub-nosed monkey), 1769 nucleotides. RefSeq names its product calcium release activated channel regulator 2B (gene CRACR2B). The record is from RefSeq and is a predicted model, not a curated record. The transcript is spliced from 10 exons. Bases 279 to 1490 code for a protein of 403 amino acids. Lineage: Eukaryota; Metazoa; Chordata; Mammalia; Primates; Cercopithecidae. Gene Ontology annotation, molecular function: calcium ion binding.